This is a messenger RNA of Pygoscelis adeliae (Adelie penguin), 1034 nucleotides long. It is a transcript of the gene ZNF141, whose product is annotated as zinc finger protein 141. Gene Ontology annotation, molecular function: RNA polymerase II cis-regulatory region sequence-specific DNA binding; DNA-binding transcription factor activity, RNA polymerase II-specific. The record is from RefSeq and is a predicted model, not a curated record. Gene Ontology annotation, biological process: regulation of transcription by RNA polymerase II. The coding region runs from base 1 to 750 and encodes 249 amino acids. Lineage: Eukaryota; Metazoa; Chordata; Aves; Sphenisciformes; Spheniscidae. The transcript is spliced from 2 exons.
AUGUAUUUGAAGUCCCAGUGCCCCAUCUGCGGGAAGCUCUUCCUCCAGUCCUCCCACCUGGUGCGCCACAAGGCCAUCCACACCGGUGAGAGGCCCUUCAAGUGCGAGGACUGCGGCAAGCUCUUCGGGCGCGCCUCGCACCUCGAGACCCACCGCCGCGUGCAUACGGGCGAGAGGCCUUUCAAGUGCCUGCAGUGCGAGAAGGCCUUCACGCAGAAGGCUGGACUGGUCCUCCACAUCCGCCUGCACACCGGGGAACGGCCGUACAAGUGCGACAAGUGCGGGAAGAACUUCCGCUCCUCCGCCCACCUCAUGUCACACCAGCUUCUUGAGUCAGGCGAGAGGAACUUCAAGUGCUCCACCUGCGGGAAGGCCUUCAAGCAGGCGUCAUCCCUCAAGCAGCACCUGAAGACCCACGAGGCACGCGAGCCUCACCGCUGCUCAGUCUGCAGCAGAGCCUUUUCCAGGUCCUCCUACCUCCAGCUUCACAUGAGAACACACAGUGGGGAGCGGCCGUACCACUGUUUGCUUUGCAACCGGACAUAUGCCAAAAUUUCCACCUUUGAAAAACAUUGUAAAAAGCACCAGCAGGAUGAAGAGAGGCCUGAUGCUAGACCCAGGUCAAUGACUACCAGGGCAAAAGCACUGGCUGAAAAGAAAAAGCAGGAGCAGAAACGGCAACGCCAAGAUGACAGCCUCGAGCAACCUCACCAGGCUGACCCAAAGCAGCAGCAGGUGGAAAGGCUGUAAAAGUCACUAAAACAAGAACUGUUCCUGGCCCUCUGCAACAUGGCUCAUGGGAGCUAGAGUGUCUGGUUUAAUAUUUAUCAAAAGAAAAUGACAUGCUGCACCAGCAUUACUCCAGAGCGUGUUUCCAAAUGGAAUUCUUCCUCUGACGCAAGGUUCAAUUAAAACAGUUCUCUGGGGUGCAGCAGAUGCGUAAAAGUCUGCUGAGGCUCCCCGCAGUCAGUGUAGCAUGCAGAACGCUCCGUGGUUACAGGGGGAUUCCACCCUGUUCACGGGCCCUGGUGGUU